AUGUCAGACGCAGCUCCUAUCAAGACGCCCGCGUCCGCUGGUGUGACCCUGCCGAGAUCACUGAAUCUGCUUCAGACCUCUAUCGGAGAACUUUCUAGCCUUCUCGCUCAAGGCGCGAUCACGUCUGUGGAUCUAGUGAAGGCCUAUAUGUUCAACAUUGAGCAGAAUAAUGUCAACGGCCAAGAACUUCGCGCCAUUAUACAAGUGGCGCCACUUGACUCAGUGUUGAAGAUCGCCGAAGGCUUGGACCGGGAGCGACGCGAGGGGUCUGUCCGAGGUCCCUUGCACGGUAUUCCGAUCCUAGUCAAAGACAACAUUGCGACAGAUGUCGAGUUGGGGAUGAAGACCACAGCAGGUAGUACUGCACUUCAGCAGAGCGUAGUCCCAGGCGAUGCUGAGGUCAUCAAGCGGCUUCGGAAAGCUGGGGCAAUCAUACUCGCCAAAGCCAAUCUCUCGGAAUUGUCGAACUUCAAGGGACAGAAUACACCGCUCGGAUGGUCGGCCGUAGGCGGACAAUGUCGGUCUGCCUACGCUGCGGGUACCUCGGCCUGCGGCGGAAGUUCUGCGGGGAACGCCGUGGGACUCAGCGCUGGCUUCGGCGCUGCUGCUCUUUGCACGGAAACCUCGGGAUCUCUCAUUCAUCCCGCCAGUCGGGCUGCUUUGUACGGAGUCCGACCAACGACUGGUCUCGUCCCCAGUGACGGGGUGGUGCCCAUUAGUACAUGCCGAGAUUCUUUGGGGCCGAUGGGAUUCAGCGCGGCAGAUUGCGCGUUCAUGCUGGAUGGAAUGACGUUCGAUGACGGACGGUACGCCAAAGCCGCAAAUAUGCCGUUGAUGAAGGAUCUCAGACUCGGAUUGGUGAUCAGGAACUUUCUGGAGGAAGCAGACGGACGGGACAUUAUGCCCGACACCCCGGCCUCUAUCGAGACCGAAGUGAUAGCUGUGCGAUCGGCAGCGGCUCUCAUGGCGUCCUCCGGGGCUUCGAUAAUCGAGGUGAACAUGGAAACGAGCUAUGAGGAUUCCCAGACGCUUGUCAAGAGCGAGGAAGCCCUCUUUCAGAGCGAUUUCAAGGAGGACAUCAGUGUCUAUCUGGGGAAUCUGGUGGAGUCACCAAUUCUUGAUAUCGAGGAUCUGGUACAAUGGCACAUUGAUCAUGCGUCGGUUGAGCUUCCACCCUAUGCUCCCUCCCAAAGCCGCCUGAUUGCCUCGCUGAGCGCCCCCAGUCGGGAUUCUGACGUGUAUCGGCACAAUCAAGCGAUCUCGAAAAAGAUCGCCCGUACCAACGGUCUAGAUUAUAUCUUCGACAAAUUCAAUCUCGAUGCCGCUGUGUUUGCGGUGGAUCUCGGGCCGGCCCACAAAUACGUAUCAGCGGCAGGUUAUGCACUCGGGACCGCUCCGCUUGGGUAUGCCAAUAAUGGUGUUCCAUUUGGAAUUCUCUUUGCUGUCAGGGGAGGCGAGGAGGAGAGGCUCAUCAGUAUUCUGCAAGUAUUCAGUCGCUUAUAUCUGAAAUCUAGCUGA
Molecule: messenger RNA, 1518 nt
Organism: Dioszegia hungarica
Lineage: Eukaryota; Fungi; Basidiomycota; Tremellomycetes; Tremellales; Bulleribasidiaceae
Product: amidase signature domain-containing protein
Exons: 9
Coding region: 1-1518 (505 amino acids)
Source: RefSeq, a predicted model, not a curated record